AGGGACUGGGGGUUGCGCGCGGCGUCCGGAGGCUGGCGGGGCUCCCGCCUCGGGUCGCCGGGGAUCCCACGUCGGCGUCCGGGCGCCCCCUGGAGGAUUUGGGGAGGGGGAAGGAAGAAGAGACUAUUACUGAGUUGGAUGAUGUCGGGGGUGCGGGAAGUGUGUGGACAAGCAGGCGUCGGCAAAAUGGGUUCAGAGGGAGUCACGAAUCACACUGAACCAAAAAACGUCCAGCAUUUUCUUCAGUUACAAGCAAAAUGAAUAUUCCCAUGCUGCUCCAACAUCCUCAUCGUGACUUCCUUAAAGUCCUUUUAAGAACACUUUACCGACGUUACUACUUCAUCUUACCCUCAAGUACUCACCUCAGAUCAGGAAUCCCAUGUACUCAGCCAUUCAGUUCUCUCGGACUCCAUCAUGCCAAGUGGAUGCUGCCGUCAAAUGGUUUAACAAGAAAAUUAUGUCUACAAACAACCUUAAAGGAACAAACACAAGGACUUUCUGAUAAAGAACAAAGGCUUGUGGCUGAGCUUUAUACUGGUUUAAUCCAAGGGCAAAGGGCCUGCUUGGCAGAGGCCAUAACUCUUAUAGAAUCAACUCACAGCAGGAAGAAAGAGUUAGCCCAGGUGCUUCUUCAGAAAGUGUUAGUCCACCACAGAGAACAAGAAAAAUUAAAUAAAGGAAAACCACUAGCAUUUCGAGUGGGAUUGUCUGGGCCUCCUGGGGCUGGGAAGUCAACCUUUAUAGAAUAUUUUGGAAAAAUGCUUACUGAGAGAGGGCACAAAUUAUCUGUGCUGGCUGUGGACCCUUCUUCUUGUACUAGUGGUGGAUCACUCUUAGGUGAUAAAACCCGAAUGACUGAGUUAUCAAGAGACAUGAACGCAUACAUCAGGCCAUCUCCUACUAGAGGGACUUUAGGAGGCGUGACAAGGACCACAAACGAAGCUAUUCUGUUGUGCGAAGGAGGCGGAUAUGACGUAAUUCUUAUUGAAACCGUGGGUGUGGGGCAGUCGGAGUUUGCUGUCGCUGACAUGGUUGACAUGUUUGUUCUUCUACUGCCACCAGCAGGAGGAGAUGAAUUGCAGGGUAUUAAAAGAGGUAUAAUUGAGAUGGCAGAUCUGGUGGCUAUAACCAAAUCUGAUGGAGACUUGGUCGUGCCAGCUCGAAGGAUACAAGCAGAGUAUGUGAGCGCGCUGAAGUUACUCCGCAGGCGUUCAGGAGUCUGGAGACCAAAGGUAAUUCGUAUUUCUGCCAGAAGUGGAGAGGGGAUCACUGAAAUGUGGGAUACAAUGAAAGAAUUCCAGGAUGUGAUGCUUGCCAGUGGGGAGCUGACUGCCAAGAGACAGAAGCAGCAGAAAGUUUGGAUGUGGAACCUCAUUCAGGAAAAUGUGGUAGAACAUUUCAGGACCCACCCCAGAGUCCGGGAACAGAUUCCUCUUCUGGAAAAAAGGGUUCUCAGUGGGGCCCUGUCCCCAGGGCUAGCAGCAGACCUGUUGUGGAAAGCUUUUAAAAGCAGAGACUAAUGAAGUACACCCUAUCCAAUAACUUUAUAUAUCUUUUCAUACAUAUAAAGUUACUGGAUAGGAUGCACUUCAUUUUAAUAAAGUAUUUUAAUAUUAAAAGUCACUUGCUGGGGCCUCCCUGGUGGCGCAAGUGGUUAAGAGUCCGCCUGCCGAUGCAGGGGAUGCGGGUUCGUGCCCCGGUCUGGGAGGAUCCCAUAUGCCGCGGAGCGGCUGGGCCCGUGAGCCAUGGCCGCUGGGCCUGCGCAUCCGGAGCCUGUGCUCCGCAACGGGAGAGGCCACAACAGUGAGAGGCCCACAUACCGCAAAAAGAAAAAAAAA
Messenger RNA from Mesoplodon densirostris (Blainville's beaked whale), 1838 nucleotides. It is a transcript of the gene MMAA, whose product is annotated as metabolism of cobalamin associated A. Gene Ontology annotation, molecular function: GTPase activity; GTP binding. The coding region runs from base 258 to 1520 and encodes 420 amino acids. The transcript has 7 exons. NCBI's taxonomy places the organism in Eukaryota, Metazoa, Chordata, Mammalia, Artiodactyla, Ziphiidae. Gene Ontology annotation, cellular component: cytoplasm. The record is from RefSeq and is a predicted model, not a curated record.